AUGGGUAUCCUGCAAACGCUCUUCAAGGCCGAAGACAACAUUGUCGGCUCCAAAUUCCGGGCCAUCGCCAUCGGCCUCUUCGUGGCCUUUGGUGGUGUCCUGUUCGGCUACGACACCGGUACCAUUUCCGGGAUUCUCGCCAUGCAGUACGUGAAGGACAACUUCACCGACCGUGGCCACUUCACCGCAGGCGAAACGUCGCUGAUCACCUCGAUCCUGUCCGCAGGCACUUUCUGCGGCGCGAUCUUCGCGCCGCUCGUCUCCGACACCUUGGGACGUAGACUCGGGCUGUUGAUAUCCACGGUGAUCUUCACCGUGGGCGUGAUUCUACAGGUGGCGGCAUCGGAGCAGAAUCUGCUAAUCGUGGGCAGAGUCAUAGCCGGUCUCGGGGUCGGUGUGUUGUCCGCCAUCGUGCCUCUAUACCAGUCGGAAGCUGCCCCCAAGUGGAUUCGUGGUGCCGUGGUCUCCUGCUACCAAUGGGCCAUCACCAUUGGACUUCUACUCGCAGCGUGUGUCAACCAGGGCACACAUGCACGCGACGACAGCGGGUCUUACAGAAUCCCCAUCGCAAUCCAAUUCCUAUGGGCCAUCAUCAUGUUUGGCGGUAUGAUCGUUCUCCCAGAAUCACCUCGUUUCUACGUCAAGACGGGCAAGCUGCCACAAGCUGCGGAUUCUCUGUCUAGAUUAAGAGGCCUGCCCAGGGACGAUAAGUACGUCGAGGCCGAGUUGGAAGAAAUUGUCGCCAAUUACGAGUACGAAAGAUCGUUCGGCUCCACAACCAUCUGGGACUGUUUCAGACCCGCCAACCACCAGCUCAAGCGUAUCCUCACGGGUAUCGCCAUCCAAGCAUUGCAACAACUCACAGGUAUCAAUUUCAUCUUCUACUACGGAACCCAGUUUUUCCAAAAUUCCGGUAUUAAGAACCCCUUCAUCACUCAGUUGAUCAUGAAUAUCGUCAACGUCGUCAUGACCAUCCCGGGAAUUGCGUUAAUCGAAAUUGCUGGAAGAAGAAACCUACUGUUGGCCGGCGCCGUCGGUAUGUGUGUCAGUGAGUUCAUCGUCGCCGCCGUCGGUACCGCUCUACCUGACAGUAACUCGGCCAACAAAACUUUGAUUGCUUUCUCGUGUACUUUCAUUGCCUCGUUCGCAGCUACCUGGGGUCCACUUGCCUGGGUUGUGGUUGGUGAAAUUUACCCUCUAAGAGUUCGUGGUAAGUCCGUGGCACUGUGUGCCGCCUCCAACUGGCUAUUCAAUUUCGCGAUCGCCUACGCCACGCCCUACUUGGUUGAUGAGGACCGUGCCAACCUACAGUCCAAGGUCUUUUUCAUCUGGGGUGGUUGCACUUUCCUAUGUUUCCUCUUUGUCUACCUGUUCGUUUACGAAACCAAAGGUCUCACUCUGGAACAAAUCGACGAACUAUACGACACCUGUCCGAGCGCACGCCAAUCCAAACACUUUGUUCCAUCUCAAGGAUUUGCGCACGAUUCUCCCGAUGCCGAAAAGGCCGUGGUGGAAGCAGUCGAAAAAGUCUAA
Molecule: messenger RNA, 1533 nt
Organism: Lachancea meyersii CBS 8951
Lineage: Eukaryota; Fungi; Ascomycota; Saccharomycetes; Saccharomycetales; Saccharomycetaceae
Source: the annotation of a GenBank genome assembly